Colossoma macropomum (tambaqui) is the source of this 742-nucleotide messenger RNA. It is a transcript of the gene spcs3, whose product is annotated as signal peptidase complex subunit 3. NCBI's taxonomy places the organism in Eukaryota, Metazoa, Chordata, Actinopteri, Characiformes, Serrasalmidae. Gene Ontology annotation, biological process: protein targeting to ER. Gene Ontology annotation, cellular component: signal peptidase complex; membrane. The transcript is spliced from 5 exons. The record is from RefSeq and is a predicted model, not a curated record. The coding region runs from base 131 to 673 and encodes 180 amino acids.
CCUUUUCAGACUAAACCACAAAACCAGGAAGAAGGUCCACUUCCUGAGCUGAUGUGUUACUGUAGGAGUUGUAUGUUAACUGUUUAAAUUGUUUGUAGCUUUGUUUUUUAGCAGAAGUGUAAAAUCCACAAUGAACACGGUUCUGUCGAGAGCGAACUCCCUGUUCGCCUUCUCCCUCAGCGUAAUGGCGGCGCUCACAUUCGGCUGCUUCAUCACCACCGCCUUCAAAGACAGAAGCGUCCCGGUCAACAUUCACGUUUCUAAAGUCAUGCUAAAAAACGUGGAUGACUUCACAGGUCCAAGAGAGAGGAGCGAUUUGGGUUUUGUGACGUUUGACCUUUCUGCUGAUCUUCAGCCAAUAUUUGACUGGAAUGUGAAGCAGCUCUUUCUUUACCUGUCUGCUGAGUAUUCAACCAAAAGCAAUGUCCUGAACCAGGUGGUUCUAUGGGAUAAGAUUGUUAUGAGGGGAGACAAUACCAAACUAAACCUGAGGGACAUGAAGUCGAAAUACUACUUUUUUGACGAUGGAAAUGGCCUGAGGUCCAACAAGAACAUCACUCUCACCUUGUCCUGGAAUGUGGUGCCAAACGCUGGAAUCUUGCCACUGGUCAUGGGCUCCGGACACGUCUCCCUGCCUUUCCCCGACACAUAUGAAACCGCCAAAAGCUACUGAACCGUCCCAAAACAUUCAGAAAAAUGUUGUGCACUGUGGUGGGUUUUAAUAAAAACAAACAAAAAUGGC